Molecule: messenger RNA, 4103 nt
Organism: Sphaeramia orbicularis (orbiculate cardinalfish)
Lineage: Eukaryota; Metazoa; Chordata; Actinopteri; Kurtiformes; Apogonidae
Product: kinesin-associated protein 3-like
Exons: 20
Coding region: 135-2468 (777 amino acids)
Biological process (GO): microtubule-based movement; cilium organization
Cellular component (GO): ciliary transition zone; kinesin II complex; axoneme
Molecular function (GO): kinesin binding
Source: RefSeq, a predicted model, not a curated record
AGUCCAUCUAGGCUGUUUAGACUGUCUUGCUAAGUAUCACAGCACUCGGAUUUCUCUGGUUGUGAUUUCAGAGAAUCAUUAAAUGUGAUAAAGUGAAGUUAAUUCAAAAACCCGGAACACUAAAUUUGAGGAAGAUGCAGGAUGACGCACGCUACCUCAAACGCAAAGUGACUGCUGGCAGUUUAGAUGUCCAUCCCACAGAGAAAGCCCUAGUGGUCCACUAUGAGGUGGAAGCAUCCAUCUUAGGGGAGGGUGGAGGUCAAAUGUUGGGUGAACGCAAGGAAGGCCAAAAAAUCAUUCGAGUGAAAAGUCUUUCUCCCAGCACCGAUGUGGGUGCACUGGCAAAGAAGGUGGUGGAGGAGUGUAAACUCAUCCCUGCUUCCCGUUUGCCCCAGGUGGAGCAGCUCCUCUACUACCUGCAGAACAGGAAAUCCUCUCCAGUCGAAGGCAGAGUGGAGAAGAAAGAGAAAAGACCAAUGAAACCCAGAGAGUUGACACCAUUUGAAGGGAUGGAGAUAAAUGAGGAAGCCAGUAUAACUAAAGUGGAUGAGUACAUUGAGCUACUCUAUGAAGGCAUCCCAGAGAAGAUCAGAGGUUCGGCCCUUAUUCUGCAGCUUGCCCGUAACCCUGACAACCUGGAGGAGCUGCUCCACAAUGAGGCAGCUUUAGGCGCUCUAGCCAGAGUUUUGAGGGAGGACUGGAAACAGAGUGUAGAACUGGCCACCAUCAUCAUCUACAUCUUCUUCUGCUUCUCCAGUUUCUCCCAGUUUCAUGGAGUGGUGAGUCACUAUAAAAUCGGUGCUUUGUGUAUGAGUGUGGUGGAACAUGAGCUGAAGAGACACGACGUGUGGCGUGAAGAGCUGCGCAAGAAGAACAAAGCUUGCGAGUCAGCACCAGAGAACGGAUCUUUAAGAAGAGACCAGGACAAGGCUAUGAGGAAGUACCAGGGCCUUCUGGCCAAACAGGAGCAGCUGCUCAGGGUGUCUUUGUACCUGUUGCUGAACCUUGCAGAGGACACGAGAACAGAACUAAAGAUGAGGAAUAAAAACAUUGUUGGUUUGCUGGUGAAAGUUCUGGAGAGGGACGAUGAUGAGCUGCUCGUCCUGGUGGUGUCCUUUCUCAAAAAACUCUCCAUCUUUCUAGAGAACAAGAAUGACAUGGCUGAGAUGGACACUGUAGAGCGACUGGCUCGCUUAGUUCCUUGUGACCACGAUGACCUGAUGAAUCUCACUCUACGUCUGCUGCUCAACCUCUCCUUUGACUCAGGCCUGAGAGCCAAGAUGGUGGAAGUUGGACUGUUACCAAAACUCACUGCACUCAUGGGUGAUGAGAACCACCGUCAAGUAGCCAUGCGUAUCCUCUAUCACAUUAGCAUCGAUGACCGUUUCAAGGCCAUGUUUGUUUACACCGACUGCAUACCUCAGCUUAUGCAUAUGCUGUAUGAGCAUGGUGAGGAGGAUAUCGAAACUGAGCUCAUCUCCAUCUGCAUUAACCUGGCAGCCAAUAAGAGGAAUGCGCAGCUCAUGUGUGAAGGAAAUGGCCUGAAGAUGCUCAUGAAAAGAGCUCUGAAGAUGAAAGACUGCCUCCUGAUGAAGAUGAUCAGAAACAUCUCACAACACGAUGGGCCAACUAAACCUAUCUUUAUAGACUAUGUAGGUGACCUGGCAGCGGAGAUCCGAGCAGAAGAAGAGGAGGAGUGGGUUCUGGAGUGUCUGGGGACUCUGGCCAAUCUCACCAUCCCAGACCUGGACUGGGAGCUGGUGCUGAAGGAGUACAACCUGGUUCCCUACCUCAAAGACAGACUGAAGCCAGGCUCAGCAGAAGAUGAUCUUAUUCUGGAGGUGGUGAUUAUGAUUGGAACAGUUUCCAUGGACGAUGCCUGCGCUGCCAUGUUGGCCAAGUCUGGCAUCAUUCCUGCACUUAUUGAACUACUGAAUGCUCAACAAGAGGAUGAUGAGUUUGUGUGUCAGAUUGUCUACGUCUUCUAUCAGAUGGUUUUCCAUCAAGCAACACGAGAUGUCAUCAUCAAAGAUACUCAGGCUCCAGCCUAUCUGAUAGAUCUGAUGCAUGACAAGAACACUGAAAUAAGAAAAGUGUGCGACAACACUCUUGAUAUUAUUGCUGAGUAUGAUGAAGAGUGGGGCAGGAAGAUACAGUCAGAAAAGUUCCGUUUCCAUAACAACCAAUGGUUGGAGAUGGUCGAGAGUCGCCAGGCUGAUGAUUCUGAACCUUAUCUCUAUGACAACGACAAUGACAGGACUGACCUGUUCUACAGCGCAGAUGGAAUUACUCCAGCAGAUGGUUCAGUCAGUCCAGAUUUCUUUGGGGAUCUUCAGGCACAGAACGGAGACUCACAUCAUGUGGGAGAUGGCAGUGACGUCUUCGACCAGACCAGCUCAUCUCCUGGACGACCGGCUACUGCGUACGGCUUUAGACCCGAUGAGCAGCCCUUCUAUCAGUACACAUAAACAACACACACACAUGGUCUGAACACUUCAGGACAUGCGUAACCUUUGUAUCAUUCCCCAUCAUCCUCUUGCAUGUCCAUCACCACUAUCUUAAGGUGAAUUGUCACUGUCUGCAUCCCUGUUGUGUAGGUUAUGAAUGCUGCUAUGAAACAUGGAUUAACUACGUAUCACACAUGUCUCUAUCUGGUUCCCAACACCAUAGCAGCUCAACACAUCUCAUUAUCCAUUUCAUUUCAUUUACUUAACCAUCAUUAGAAACAAUGAGUAGUUAAGUCUUCCUUACAACUUGCUUAUGGAUUGUUCCCAGCAAGUAAGUUAAAGAAUGUCAGCAGAUGUAACAUUUCUUAUAAUACAUGUUAAUACGUUUUGACCUGUUUCUCCUACAUACAGAUUUUUUUUUAAACCUUCUCUCUUCUGUCUUUGUUAUUGUAGAUGAGGCACAUUGGAAAAGAUGCCUAAAGCUUAGAGCACUUUGAUAGCUGUUUUUUUUUUUUUUUUUUUUUUCUUACUUGGAGGGCAGUGGAAAAUGUUCCUGUUUUCCCUCCUUUAUGGCCCUCACAGGUCACACUUUGCAUGUUAUCACAUGUCUGUGCCAUUGUUAAAAAAAAAAGCAUCAAACCUUCCUGGCAGCCACUUCCAAUAGCUGCUGCUUAGAAAAAGGAUCUGUCCUUUAAGAUGAAUCUGAUCCAAAACAUAGUGUGAUCGUAUUUGGCAGACAGACAAAUGUUAAAGAAAACAUAAGUUACAGGUAUCAAACCAUAGCAGUAUUACAUAAAUGAGUGACACAAGACACAGACUUUCUUUUUUUUGGUUAUGCACUAAAUCACUCAUCCCUGUACAGCUGUCAUUUCAACCCUUAAGCCCUUUGAGUCAUUGGCAGCAGGUUUAGUAGCUGUGAUUUAGGCCAAGAACUGAACAGUUUGUCCAAAACUGUAACUAACAGGGUCCUUGAGGGUAAAUGUACUCAUGCUUAAUCUGCAUUUUUAACAUUUCCUAGACAGUCAGUCAAGGGAACCCACCCUCCUUGAUAAAAGAAAUAAAGACAUCAGAAGCUGUAGUUUCUGUGCUUUUAAAAGCAGAGCUCUGGUCCCAUCAGUUGUGUUUUAACUGGUAUAUUUCCUGUCUAUAGCAGGAUGUCCUGUGUCCUGCACACAAUAUCAUUGUUGAGCCUGUAUUCCUAGGGCUAUUGCAACACUUACAGACAAGGUCAAUUUCUAAAUACACCAAGGACUGUGGUUAAUCACUCAUAGACUUAAAUAGCAGGGUUAGCUGGGUGAAUAAUGCGAAUGUUUCUUUCCAGAAUAAAUGCAUUGUGCCAUGAACUAAACUACCUUAUAUACCUUACCUUAAUGAAGAGGAUACUGUGUAAGACAUACUGGAUUUGCAGGACACUGACAGUUAGCCACAUACUGUAUUAUUUAUAGGCAUAUUUGCACAUAUAGUUGAAGUUUGCAUGGUUAUGUUUUGUUUUUAUAGUAAGUUAUUAUAAUACCGUAUGUAUAUCGACUAUGUUUUUUUAUUAUAGUUUUAUUGAUAUUUACCAAGACACUGUAAACUGUAAGCGAGUACUGGACUACAUUUUCUCCAUUUCUGUCUUUCAUCAAGUUGUUUGCUAAAAUAAAAAUUGGCAUUUCA